This is a messenger RNA of Argiope bruennichi, 1020 nucleotides long. Its product is annotated as glutathione S-transferase Mu 1-like. Gene Ontology annotation, molecular function: glutathione transferase activity. Lineage: Eukaryota; Metazoa; Arthropoda; Arachnida; Araneae; Araneidae. The record is from RefSeq and is a predicted model, not a curated record. Gene Ontology annotation, biological process: glutathione metabolic process. The transcript has a single exon. Bases 131 to 790 code for a protein of 219 amino acids.
AAUAAAUAACUUCCGACGUUAUCGUUUCACUAAUAAGUUAUAUUCAGUGGUGUUGGGUUCUGUUUUCUUUCUGCUUCUUGCCAUUCUCUGACUCGCAGGAGCGAUUUGUUAACGGACGGAGUUUUUCAACAUGCCCACCUGUACGUUGGGAUACUGGGAUAUCCGUGGUCUAGCAGAACCAAUCCGAUACUUGUUGCACUAUAAGAAAGUGAGUUUUGAAGAUAAAAGGUAUCUGACUUAUGAUUCGUGGCAGAACGACAAAUUUCAACUGAAUUUAGAUUUUCCUAAUUUGCCCUACUACAUUGAUGAAAAUGUCAAACUGACGCAAAGCACAGCCAUCUUACGUUAUCUGGCUCGCAAGCAUGAGUUGGAUGGUAUAACCGAAGAAGAAAAAGUGCGCGCCACGUUGGCCGAGCAACAAAUAAUCGAUUUCCGUACUAGUAUGAUCCGUACAUGUUAUAACUCUGAAUUUGAGAAAAUAAAACCCGAAUUUGUAAAAAAUGUUCCAGCUCAACUAAGGCUCUUCGUAGCAUUCCUAGGAGACAUAGACUUUUUGGCUGGAGACAAUGUAACCUAUGUAGACUUUAUGGCUUAUGAGACUUUUGACUUUUACCGUCUGCUUAUUCCAUCUGUUCUCAAUGGCUUUCCUAGUCUCAAGGCUUACCAAGAUAGAAUAGAAAAUUUACCAGAAUUGCAAGAUUACUUCCAUUCUUCUACCUAUAAACGAUGGCCAAUUUUUGGCCCUGUGGCCCAUUUCGGUGGCAAAGGAAUAGAACCUAAACGAGUUUAGUGAUAUUUUGUGUGAAAAAGAAUUUAAUUUAUCUAAAGAUUAUUUAUUUAUAUAUAACAUGUUUUUUCUGAUGUUUUUAAAUAUUUUAAACGUUUCUGUUUUGACAAUUAUUCUAUUUGUAUUGAUGAAUGCAUGUUUCAAUCUCUAUGACGAAAAAUAUGCACAUUAAAAUGCCCAUAAAUUAUGUAUUACUUGAUACGAUAAAUAUAUUUCAUAUUGUUGACCAAGUA